Oreochromis niloticus (Nile tilapia) is the source of this 5985-nucleotide messenger RNA. RefSeq names its product T-box-containing protein TBX6L. The record is from RefSeq and is a predicted model, not a curated record. The coding region runs from base 148 to 1287 and encodes 379 amino acids. The transcript has 9 exons. Gene Ontology annotation, biological process: positive regulation of DNA-templated transcription; heart morphogenesis; pattern specification process. Gene Ontology annotation, cellular component: chromatin; nucleus. NCBI's taxonomy places the organism in Eukaryota, Metazoa, Chordata, Actinopteri, Cichliformes, Cichlidae. Gene Ontology annotation, molecular function: RNA polymerase II cis-regulatory region sequence-specific DNA binding; DNA-binding transcription factor activity, RNA polymerase II-specific.
CCAGAAAGGCCACCCCUCUUCUUAUGACCAAUGGAGUUGAAGGCCACGCCGAUCAAGGAUAUAAACUCCUGAAUGUUCUCACUACAGUUUGAUCAUUUCAAGGCUGGACUUGGUUUAAAAACUUGAGGGAUUCACAGGGUGAUUGUGAUGGAGAUGACAGGAGGACAUGAUGACGUGCACCAUACCGCUGACUCCAGUUUAAAUGAGAGCAUGUCGUUAGCUCACCCAUACCAGCCCAGUGGCAUCAGGAUGACCCUGGAGAACGCUGAUCUCUGGCAGUCCUUUCACAGCAUCGGUACAGAGAUGAUUAUCACAAAACAUGGAAGGAGGAUGUUUCCACACUGCAGGGUCAGAGUAUCCGGGCUCCAGCCUUUUACCAACUACGUCAUCACGAUGGACAUCGUUCUUGUAGAUGGCUUCAGGUACAAGUGGAAAAAGGAGCAGUGGGAGAUCGCAGGAGCGGCAGACCCCCACCCCCCGUGUCAUACAUACAUGCACCCAGACUCUCCUGCUCCAGGAAGGCACUGGAUGAAGCAGCCACUAUCUUUCCCCAAGCUUAAGCUCACCAACAAUACCUUGAAUCAGCAUGGCCAUAUCAUCCUGCUCUCCAUGCAUCGCUACUACCCGAGGUUUCAUGUGGUCCAGGCGGAUAACCCGUACGCUCUCCGCUGGGGCUCUGUGCAGAGCUUCUCAUUCCCAGAGACGGCAUUCACUGCAGUCACUGCUUACCAAAACCCAAAGAUUACCAAAUUGAAAAUUGAUCACAACCCCUUCGCUAAAGGCUUCAGGGAAGGAGGCACUCAUUCUCACAGUAAGAGGUUGUCAAAUAAAAGCCCCCCUGCAAAGAGACCCACACUGGACAGGGAUGACUUGAGCAACAGCUCUCCAAGCCUGCAGAGGAUGCCCUCCACCUCUCAGUUCACACAGAUGGAGGCGAGUCGGGCCUCCACACAGCAGUCACUGAAGGGAGGUCAUCUUUCAGGCUCAGCUCUGGAGCCGGACCCGUCUGAGAGUAUACACGUUGAGCCCCUGGUGCUGCGGGAGUACAACUGCAGCAGUGAUGAACAGAUGGUGCCUGCUUCCAUGCCAUACCAACCAUACAGGUCUGAGUACGGCAUGUUCCCAUACCCUUCCAGAGAUCCAGACGGUGCGCAGAUCUUCCUCCACCCUCCUCCUAAUUCACGUUCUGCAGCUGAACCUUGCAUCCAACAACAUGGCUAUUACCACCAGUAUAACACCACAGCAGACUGGAGCCAGAGCCCAGUCCUGUCAUACACAACUUGGUAAAGAUUGAUCUUUUUUUAAGGUAGUGAAAUUGUUGGACGCUGACGAUACGAAAGAACUAAAGGAUUGUGAUAGACGUGGAGGAAUAACUGACCUUCCACUUGUUUUAUUUCCAUUAGCUUGGAUUAUAUACAGCAGCAACUUAAAAUAGUCUGUUUUAAUGGACGAAAAAAAAAAUCUGUUUAGCUUGAGGUUUUAGCUUUUGUGUUAUUUUGUUUGUUUGUUUUUUUUUUUCCCUCACAGUGAGUCCAACUUGAGAUUUUUGUCUAUGCUCAAGUUUUUGUUGGUUUUUUUGUUUUUUUUAAGUUAACAUGUAAGUUAAUAUGUAUUGUGUUUUUUUUUUUUUUCUUUUUGUUUCUCAGCUAAGAAAUAAAUGUGAGAAUGAAUGUAAAGGUGAAACGAUCCAUUCUGUUCCAUAACACACCUACAGACCGCUCUACGUCACACUUCAGUGAGUCCAGUUAACACCAUGUGCAACAAUGUGUCAGACACCGUUCAAGAAGAACGGAGCUAAGAUAGACUGCCCUGGCGUAGUGUCUGACCCGAUAAAGAAGUGACAGACUACUAGUGUGGAAAUGCGAUCAUAGCCUGGCAUGUUUCCUCAGCAGAAGGCAGGAGCGUCUGUCCUGUAAAUGUUUUACGACCGACAGGGCAAAGCCAUAUCUGGGACAUUCAUAAAGCUUUAGGGAGCAGACACUGCAGCAAGUAGUUUUCUAGAACAUGCGUGCAGACUUGCAUCUUUUUGUGUUGUAGAUUUGAACUUUUUUUUCUUCCUUUAAACAAACGCACAGGCCUGCACAGAGACUUGAGUGGUACCAAAACUGGAGCAGUCUGUACUUGAAGGGCUAGCUGUGACUUACUUUUAGUUGGGAGUUAAUUUAGUUUAACCCAGGCAAACUCCUUAUUGUGUUUUUGACUCAUGGAACAUUUUUCCCCCAAUCAUAAUUUGUAGUCCUUGUAUGUCCAUUUUAAGUUGGGCAACUCUAGCUUCUGAGAAACUAACCUGAAUUUUUAACUUGUGGCUUUUUUAAAGCGGGGGAAACACACUUGUAUAAGUGUGACUGAUUUCUAACACCAUUAAUUCAUGUUUAACGGGUCAUCUCUCUGACUUCUGUCAUUUUUUCUGAUUUUGGCAGCAGAAGCCACACACUUUUGUACCAUUUAUGCUGCCACCAAAAAUGUAUAUAACAUCCAUAUCUGAAAAGCUAUGGCAAAGCAGACUUUGCUCCUCUAGUUGCAAAAAUCUCAGAUUGCACUGUGGAGAAAAAUGACCUUUGGAUCGCUUACUCGGAUCUCGUCACUUCCUUGCGACUUUCUCCGUCACCGGUUUCAGGUCAUACUUCAUAAUCAUCAGUGGUCAUCAUUCUUGUCACAUGUGAGGAUCGGAUUGGGGUUUAAAACGCCUCGAGGUUAAAGGGAAAAGCGCUCGUGCCCUGUUUUUUGUUUAUGGUGUUUGGAAAGAGGAGUUGACGUGCCAUAAAGUCACAGAUACUGCUCCUGCUGGGUAUCCAGAGGGCAAACAAACUACAUUCAUUACUAUAAAUUAUGAAGAUUUAAUGUUGUGUAUUUGAUCAGCUAUUUUAGAUGAAUUCAAAUUAGCAUCAACAUUGUCAUACUUUAAAUUGCAGCCCUUCUUAAGAUUAAUUGCAAAAAAGAAAAAAAAUGACUGUACAUUCACUUCUGUGGGCCAAGUGCUCUACAGCAUAAUAACUGCCAUCACAGCUAGCUUGAGGGCGGUGGCCAUAAUGGACUGUAGGAAGGCCUUUAUCGACCCUGCUGCACAUCUAUUUAAACUCUCACUAACGCACACUGUGCCCCGAAGAGAGGUCAGCAUCGGCCAGGUUUGAUUCAUUAUGGCCGUUCUCGCUGCGGCCUGUGCCUUACACAGUGCAGAGGAAUACAUUGAUUGGCUUUAAUGGCAACUUAACCCACGCAUGAGGUACAAGGGAUCCAGAGAAAAAGGACAAAGAGAAUCAAUGUGCAAAUUCAAACCACCUUAUAUGGAUACAUAUUUGUCCGUACGCUUUCAUUAAUAUCCACUAAGUGUCAAAGAAAUGCUGCUUUUGAUGGUUUCUGUUAUAGCAAGUCUAGAUCACUUGACAAUACAAGGUACAGCACAACAAAAUGAAAAAUAUUUUCACAAAUAUUCAUCCACUCGAGUCGCCCCAUUUAAAAUUUGGUCAAGAGUACGCCUCAGACCUUCUCUCACAAUAACGGCUUUUAUUAAAAACUAGUAGUGCCAGGUCUAUGGGUUUGCGCAAUGCUGCUUGCAUCCAUAUUGCCCCUCGAGUCACUUGACGCAAUGUUCAAAAUGCCAAAAAAAAUCAAGGCUAAAAAGCAUCAAUCUGCAAACAGGACAGUUCAAUGGGGUCACUAGUAACUGCAUCAACGGCUAGUGUUUUAUGGACAACAUGCCAGUUUCACAAAAUUGCAUGAAGACCGCUGCACUCGAUACUUGUACAUAUAUUCGCCGGGGUCCUUUGCACAUCAGCAUUCAUGUUUUAGGGUGUGGACUUUCCAUGCAAGAUGAGAGCUGGUUAUUGUAUCUGUGUAUAGGUCACUGCAACAAUAUCCACUUUUCUGGAUAUGCGUCACGAUACAUUAAAUAUUAGCGUGCCAAAAUGUCUGGGUUUUGUUCAGAUAAAAAAAUAAAACCUGAUACUAUGUUAAGAGCAGUAAUGAUUUGCAUAAACAAAACUAACACGAGCAACAGUCUGUAGGCUCAAGCCAAGUUAUUAGCAUCAAUACAGUCCCAUUGACCUGUCCUAGUCAGUGGCAGGCAUCAUUUUAGUGCACAUUUAGCCAAGCGCAUCAGCAGCAGUACUGUCCCCCAGCAGCAGAAAGGGUCAUCUCAGAGACAGCAGGGCACUCAUUUCUCACAACACUGUCAGCAGAGACCUUGUUACAGAAGUCAUAAUAGCACAUACAAAGUAUAAAUAUUGGGGGGACCUGCUGAUUUACACCGCUCAGUACCUGGUUUGCAAAGUGCUGAACAAACAGAGCAUGACCACCAGAAACAUUGCCCUUGAAAACUUUUCCAUUCCCCCAUCUGCGGGUCAGCUGACUGUCUUUUAUUAGCACUUCAUUAAAAUUCAUUAAUUGCUUCCUUUCUCCUGGGCACGGGGAGAAUCAAAACUGGAACUGUCAAAAAAAAAAAAAAAGAAGAAGAAAAAAAAAAAAAAGAAGAACAGAGCAACUGUCCUGCGUUCUACAUGCACAACUGUUAAUGUCGAGCCGCAGCCAACACGCGUCACACCCAACCAUCUGUGUUAACACGAUGACAGAGAACCAGAGGGCAUACUUAAAGAAGUAAACAUUUUUAUUUACUUGUUAUGUACAUAAAGGGCCUUUACCAGCACAGGUGUUAACCAUGGGAAAUAUUAACACAUGUAAAUGGUAUAAGAAAAUAAAAGGCACAAUCUUUCAAAUUUUUUUAAGUAAAAGACAAGCUUUCCUAAAAUAUGUGAAAACAGCACAGUAAUACUGUUAAUGCCAUUACAAAAUAACUCAGAAGCAUGAGGAAAAAGCAAAGGGAAAUAAUCAGAGUGUAUUGCUUAAUUAGUAAGAUUUCAUUAAGCUUGACAAGGAAAACCCCAACCCGGUGCGUCUGUACACGGCAGGUGGGAUUAAAAGAGAAACUUUUAUUUAAUGAGGAAUUUAAUGACAUCAAGCAGCAUUUGGCGAGGGAAAAAAAACCCAAAAAACCCCAAAACAAAACAAAUGAUCUCCCUGGUCAAGAGGUCAUGCACAGAGGCAACCAGCAGGCAUUUAUUUGUUUUCCCUUUUUAAAAUGUCACCCUUGGUUACCUUUAAUAACAUCACUCAUUAAAAAAAAAAAAAAAAAAAAAAAAAAAAAAAAAAACCUGAUUUCAUAGCUUACUACGAAACCACCGAAAAGGAAAACAGGGAUACAACUAAAAGAAUUCUGAGUCGAUGGCUGAGCAAUAAUUUUUUCCUUUUCCUUUUUUUUUUAACAAAGCGCUAAAAGAAGCGACAGAAAGGGGGUAGGAUGGGCAGGGGUGGGAUUGAUCAGUUUUACUGCACAGACCUGGAGUUCUGCACCAUUUGCACAUCUGUUUAAUCCUCGGCUCGACAGAAUCUGCUGCGGCAGUGUGAUGAGAUUCUUUCCACUACUCAGCAUGAAGGAGAAAAAUUAUUUGUGCGCAGACCAAAAAUACUCGAGGAAUAAAGCUGGUUGAAAAAAAGAUAAUAAAAAUCCUACAUUGACAGGAGUAUCAUCACAAUAAAAACUAAAGGGUCAGAGAUGGAAUUGCAUGUGCUAGAAGUAAGACUUGUCUUACUUUGAAAAGGCAUUGAUGGGAUCUCAUUGGCUUGCUCAGACAUUCCCCCUUCCCUGACCUACACCACUGAAAAACUCAGUUCUUCAUCUCAGUGGAAAGGCUUCAAGUCCUCAUGCCCACACUGUGGGGACACUAUGUUUUUAGUAUGUUUAGCCUUGUAGUCAGAUGCUUGCGGAAAGUGCUGGCCAGGGCUGUUGCUAUUUGGCUUUUAGAAACCCUGCUCAAAGCUUGGCACUCUUAAUGCAAAUAAUCUAAAAUGUGUCUUUUAGUCUUCAAUGAUCUCCAAGCAAGUAAAGAGGCGCCGACGUGGAGAUGCAAGGUUACCCCACUAUCCAUGUCAACAAAUCCAAACGAAAAAAUAAAAUUAAUCAUUGGACAAUGAUUUAGAAAAUAGCAACAA